CACCGGCCCUGAGAUGCGUGAGCUUACCGGGACUUGUAGUCUUCUCGUCACCGCCAGGCAACCGCCGUCUGUGUUCGUGUUUCCAUGGCGACCGUCGACGCGGUCACGAGUGACGUCCUAGUUCGCUUUGACUCGCCUGCGACGCCGCUCCGAACUUGUUCUGUUCGUGCGCGUUUGUCGUCUUCUGCGUUGUGGCAGCCGGCGAUCAGCGGGACGUUCUUGAAUAGAGCGAAUAAAAACAAACAAACCAAAAAAAAGUCGCGUGAAGCGUCGCCAUUUUCGCUCCCCGUCGAAGGUGCAGGAAGGAAGCCCAGAAGAUGGACGGAACUCAGCAGGUGAGCCUGCAGGUGGCCGCGUCCUUCAAAGCUUUCCUCAUGAAGAGCAGCAGCAAGAGCAACUUAAACCUCUACGACCACCUUUCCCGGCUGCUGAUGCGCGUGAUCGAGGAGCGUCCCCACGACGUGGUGGACGUGAUGGAGGACCUGAGUCACGACGUGAAACUGCGUCUUUACGAGGACACGCAGAGCACCCUGCAGGACCUCCAGCAGACCACGGCCGCCGAGGAGCUGGCCGAGCAGCAGAAGGUUCUCUUCGUCAGGCCCGAGGACGCCCCCGAGCACGAGUUUGAGCUGGAGUCCGCGCUGCCCAACGUGAGCGAGAUCGCCUACUUCCUGGAGCAGGCGGGCGUGGGCCUGGGCCGCGAGGAGAUGCAGCGGGUCUUCCUGGCCCUCAAGCAGCUGGUGUCGUCCUACACCAUGCAGCGGUGCCGCCUGUGGGGCAAGAUCAUGGGCACGGAGAGGAGCUACAUCAUCGCCGAGGCCGAGUUCGCCGAGGGCGAGGAGGAGGACGACGACGCCGCGGAAGAGGCGGCCGACGACGAGGCCCGCGAGGUCGACGCCAAGGAGAAGGCCGAGAGCGAGAUGGACCCGCUCCCCCAGUCCACGUACAAAGCUCCCCCCGUGGUCCCCAAGGAGGCCAAAGGGACCGGAGCCAACAAGUUUGUGUACUUCGUGUGCAACGAGCCGGGCCUGCCGUGGUCCAAGCUGCCGUCGGUGACCCCGGCCCAGAUCACCGUGGCCCGGCAGAUCCGCAAGUUCUUCACCGGCCGGCUGGACGCCCCCAUCGUCAGCUACCCGCCCUUCCCGGGCAACGAGGCCAACUACCUGCGGGCGCAGAUCGCCCGCAUCUCGGCCGGCACGCAGAUCAGCCCGCAGGGCUUCUACCAGGCCAUCGAGGAGGAGGGCGCCGAGGAGGAAGGCUCCUCCGAGGACGGCAUCGAGGAGAACCCCGAAUUCGAGGGGGUCCCCGUGGGAGAGCUGGUGGACUCCUUGUCCUCUUGGGUGCAUCACACGCAGCACAUCCUGCAUCAGGGCCGCUGCACCUGGGUGAAUUUGGCCGUGAAGACGGAGGACGAGUCCAACGAGGAAGAGGCCGAGGAGAUCGAAGAGGACCCCGACGAGCCCGAGCCUGAAGUGGGCCCCCCGCUUCUCACGCCGCUCUCCCAGGACGCAGAAAUCUUCGAGACGGUUCCGUGGAGCUCCAGCCUCUCGUCCACGCUCACCUCGCAGCACGCCAUCGCCGUGAUGCGCUCCAACUGCUGGCCCGGGGCCUGCGCGUACGCUUACGCAAAGAAAUUCGAGAACAUCUACGUGGGCUGGGGACUGAAGUACCCGGGCGACGGCUACAGCCCGCUCCUCCCGCCGCCGCCCCAGAACGAGUACCCCAGCGCCCCCGAGAUCACCGAGGACGUGGACCCCACCGUGGAGGAGGAGCAGGCCCUGCAGGACGCGCUGGACGAGAAGCAGGCGGCCGAGGAGGCCGAGGAGGGGGACUCGGACGAGGAGCAGGACGAGGAGGACGACUGAAGCCGUGAAGAUUGAACCUCCGCCCAGGCUGGACGCAAAUGUCCACAAAAGACCUCGUUUGAAUACAUUGUUUCAGUUUCACUUUCACAAAAGCACGAAGAUGGAAUAUUACGCGGAGGUAUUUAGGCAACAUCAGCUGGGAAGCCAAAAGUUGGGCGCAAAUGGGUCUUCCGAAUGGACCGUGACCCGAAGUGGCUUGAGUCUUGAAGUGGGCCCGACCGGAAUUUGUGGACCGAUCUGAAACGGGGCGGCACGCUGUCUCAGCCGGUAGAGCGUUGGCCUCCCAGUUCUGUGGACCCGCGUUCGAUCCCGGCCCCGCCUGCGUGGAGUUUGCGUGUUCUCCCCGUGCCUGCGUGGCUUUUCUCCUUGUGGGCACAUCCCAAAAACAUGCAACGUUCACCGGACCCUCUAAAUUCCCCCUCGGUGUGAUUGUGAGUGCGCCUGUUAGUCUGUCUCCUUGUCUCCUGCGAUUGGCCGCCGACCAGUUCAGGGUGUACCCCGCCUCCUGCCCAAUGACGGCUGGGAUUGGCUACGGCGCGACUCUUGUGAGGAUAAGCGGCUAAGGAAAUGAAUGAAUGGAUGGAUGGAUCUGACUCACUUCCAGCGGUCCUUCUGUCCGGAGGAAUGGGCCGGGACUCCAGCAGAGUACUGGCAGAGACUUGCGGAAGGUUACCCGAAACCUUUGACCCCGGUCAUGCGCUUCAAAGGAAAUGCUACUCCAAACUCAGGAAACCAAGAAAAUAAUAUAAAAUAUACUCACUCAUUAUUGUGGAAUUGAACAAAAUGAAAUCAUUUUGGUGAUCUCGACUGAGAGGUUUUGUCUCAUUUUGGCUUCGUGAACGUGAGGCAGAAAAUGUGUUUUUGCAUAUAUCAAACAACCCGGUUUGCUUACGUCAGAGAAAAGAAAUACAUUCAUGUCAAAUUAAUAAUGACAAUA
Messenger RNA from Syngnathoides biaculeatus (alligator pipefish), 2802 nucleotides. It is a transcript of the gene rsph4a, whose product is annotated as radial spoke head component 4A. The transcript has 7 exons. Gene Ontology annotation, biological process: axoneme assembly; cilium assembly; cilium movement involved in cell motility. Gene Ontology annotation, cellular component: radial spoke; axoneme. NCBI's taxonomy places the organism in Eukaryota, Metazoa, Chordata, Actinopteri, Syngnathiformes, Syngnathidae. The coding region runs from base 318 to 1865 and encodes 515 amino acids. The record is from RefSeq and is a predicted model, not a curated record.